Messenger RNA from Loa loa (African eye worm), 156 nucleotides. RefSeq lists its product as hypothetical. The coding region runs from base 1 to 156 and encodes 51 amino acids. Lineage: Eukaryota; Metazoa; Nematoda; Chromadorea; Rhabditida; Onchocercidae. The record is from RefSeq and is a predicted model, not a curated record. The transcript has a single exon.
AUGAUAGAUGAAAAUGAAUUGGCAUCAAUUCCAGGUGGACAAAUGAUUAACGCAAAUUGUAAAACUGAUAAAUUGUGGGAUAAUGAACAAUUAAUUCCCAAUUUGAUUAACAUUGAAUCAACGACAGCACAAGUAGAAGAAUGUAUGCUUACAUAA